AUGCCGGACCAAGCGUCGGGAACCGUCCAGGCCGCCUCGGCUCGGGUCUCCUCGUUUUUCAUCGCCAACCUACUGGCGGCCCAAACGAAACGGCGGCGGCGGGGGGACGAGGAAGAAGAGGAGGAAGAGGAGGAGGAGGCUGCGGAGGAGGAAUCCGGCCCUCGCCAGGCCCGAGAGGAAACCCCGGCGCCCCGCGCCCAGCCCGGACGCCCCUGCCCUCUCGCCUGCUGCCAGGCCCCGGGGCCCCGCCUGGAGCUCAGCUCGCCCCUGCGGGAGAGCGCCCUGGAGUGGUACCGACGGGCCCGCAAAGCUUUUAGGAGCUGCGCCAGUCCGGAAACCAGCGACAGAGACUCCCCGGAGAUCGCCGAAGGAGCUACCCAGCCGAAGGCAAGUCGCCAGCCGCGGGGGACAGCCGACCCCAACGCCGUCGAGGAGAAGAGUACAGAACCGGGCCGGGGCCGUCCCGGAUCCGGCGGGGGCGUCGCCGACGGCAAGCAGCGUCCGGAGGAGCCCGAGGCAUCCGAGGCGCGGGCCGGCGGGCGCAAGAAGAAAACGCGCACCGUCUUCAGCCGCAGCCAGGUGUUCCAGUUGGAGUCCACCUUCGACGUCAAACGCUACCUGAGCAGUUCGGAGCGGGCCGGCUUGGCCGCCUCGCUGCGCCUGACCGAGACGCAGGUCAAGAUCUGGUUCCAGAACCGGCGCAACAAAUGGAAGCGCCAGUUGGCCGCCGACCUAGAAGCCGCGCAGCUGCCUCCUUCCACCGCCCAGCGGAUCGUCCGCGUCCCGGUGUUGUACCACGAUAGCUCGCUGGCGGGCAGCGCCUUGGCAGCCUUGCCGCUGUCCCCCCACGGCCCGCCCCCGCCGCCCUCGCUGCUCGGCCUGGCGGGCGGCCCCGUGGCUUACCCGCUGAGCGCCUUCCCGGCGGCGGCCCCGUUCUUGCGGGCGCCGGUGAGCGGCCUGGUUUAA
Messenger RNA from Thamnophis sirtalis, 966 nucleotides. It is a transcript of the gene HMX1, whose product is annotated as H6 family homeobox 1. Gene Ontology annotation, cellular component: nucleus. Gene Ontology annotation, molecular function: RNA polymerase II transcription regulatory region sequence-specific DNA binding; DNA-binding transcription factor activity, RNA polymerase II-specific. The record is from RefSeq and is a predicted model, not a curated record. NCBI's taxonomy places the organism in Eukaryota, Metazoa, Chordata, Lepidosauria, Squamata, Natricidae. Gene Ontology annotation, biological process: negative regulation of DNA-templated transcription; regulation of transcription by RNA polymerase II.